GUGUCCCAGGCUAGCGGUGAGCAUGGCAGAACAGGAGCCCACUGCUGAGCAGCUUGCCCAGAUAGCGGCCGAGAAUGAGGAGGAUGAGCACUCCGUCAACUACAAGCCCCCAGCCCAGAAGAGCAUCCAGGAGAUCCAGGAACUGGACAAGGAUGAUGAGAGCCUUCGGAAGUACAAGGAGGCCCUGCUGGGCCGAGUGGCUGUCUCUGCAGACCCCAAUGUCCCCAACGUCAUUGUGACCCGCCUGACCUUGGUGUGCAGCUCUUCCCCGGGCCCUCUGGAACUGGACCUGACAGGUGAGUGGGUCCUGGAGUCCCUGGGUGGGGCAGCUGGCAUCCAGUCGCUGCCCCUAAAAAUACUUUUCUGCACUGGUGCCCUCUGGUGGGACAGAGGAGAAGUGCAACUAGGUGCUCUCCAAGGCUCUGCUUUGUGUCAAGGAAGGGGCUGUGGGAAGUGAGUGUGGGGGCAGGGUGGGAAGCCUCCAAGCCUUCAGCUGAACCUCCUCCCCAAAACAGGUGAUCUGGAGAGCUUCAAGAAACAGUCAUUUGUGUUGAAGGAAGGUGUGGAGUACCGGAUAAAAAUCUCUUUCCGGGUGAACAGAGAGAUUGUGUCAGGCAUGAAGUACAUCCAGCACACAUACAGGAAAGGGGUCAAAAUUGACAAGACUGACUACAUGGUCGGGAGCUACGGACCCCGGGCUGAGGAGUACGAGUUCCUCACACCCAUGGAGGAGGCCCCCAAAGGCAUGCUGGCGCGGGGCAGUUACAACAUCAAGUCCCGCUUCACAGACGACGACAAGACUGACCACCUGUCCUGGGAGUGGAACCUCACCAUCAAAAAGGAAUGGAAGGACUGAGUUCCAGCUGGGAGGCGGGCAGGGCGACGGACAGACAGAAGGACCGACAUGCCCCAUCCCAAACCCCUACCCCCGCCCCCCCAAAC
This is a messenger RNA of Alexandromys fortis (reed vole), 942 nucleotides long. It is a transcript of the gene Arhgdia, whose product is annotated as Rho GDP dissociation inhibitor alpha. Gene Ontology annotation, cellular component: membrane; cytoplasm; cytosol. NCBI's taxonomy places the organism in Eukaryota, Metazoa, Chordata, Mammalia, Rodentia, Cricetidae. The transcript is spliced from 4 exons. The record is from RefSeq and is a predicted model, not a curated record. Gene Ontology annotation, molecular function: Rho GDP-dissociation inhibitor activity; protein binding. Gene Ontology annotation, biological process: Rho protein signal transduction.